AUGGCAGACCAGAGGCCAUUCCGCUUUCGGCUCCCUUGGUUGUCAGCACCCGUCGCUCCUGCUCCACGUCCUACAACUGAACCCCAACCUCCUCGUCCUACAGUUCAAAUUCAAGCCCCAGCCCGGCCAACCACCACAAUCCCCAUUCAGCGGCCACCUUUUCGACCAGCAGGGAUAGCCCCAGCACCAACUCCUACCACUCAGAUUACGGCACAAGUACGAACUGAACCUCAGCCACCACCUCGCGCGGCUGCUGAAUCCCAAGCCACUUCUCAACUAUCAUCACCAUCUCGUGCAACAAUCCCAACACGGGCUGGUUCAGAGCCACCAUCACCAUCUCGUGCAACUCCACAAUCAAGAGCUGCAUCGGUGCCCCCAUCACCCUCUCGUGCAACAACCCAAACCCAAACUGCCUCCCAAACCCAGUCACCAUCUCGUGCAACUCCUCAAUCAAGAGCUGCAUCUGUGCCACCUUCUCCUUCUCGCACCACUUCCCAGCCCCGGACAGCAGCACUGGCAGUCCAACAACCUGAAUCUCCAUCUCGUUUGGCCUCUCGAGUUCCAGGUAAAACAUCCUCACAGCCCUCUUCUCCUUCUAAGAUAGCUACCCAAGUGCAGCCAACAGUUUCUCGGUCCCCAUCAAAGAAAUUGCAGCUAGCAACACAAGAGACCUCUCAGCCUCCACCCACAUCUACUCAAUCCGCCACUCAACAACAAGAAACAAAUCCAGCAAUAUCUUUUCCCUUGUCACAAGUGCCUCAAGCAAAGACAGAAAUCAGAGCAGAGAAUGUCUCUCGACGACAACAACAAGCAGAGCCUGUACAAGCAUCAGGUGCUGUGAGAGCAGCAACAGCAACACCAACUUCUGUGGCAGCACUUGAGAUACCUGCAGCAUCACAAAAAUCAGAUUCUAACACCAUUGGUCCUGAUCAUCCUAUUACUCUUUCAGAACAGCUGAAAAACGUAAAGGAAGACAUUUUUGAAAGGAAAAAGACUACUGUUAGCUCAAAUGGGGAAACUGCGAAAUCUGCAAGAGCCCGGUAUGUAUUGGGCGAAUCUCAUCAAAAACCAUCCAUGGCCAAUGGAGAAAAAGUUCCCCUGCACAAAGAAAUCAGGGAAGACAUUUCCAAGUUUGUUCACAAGCUGGGAAUGGAGCACAUAAAGCAUCCCAUAGGUGAAACGCCUGUCAGCAUUGUAACUCUAGCAGGUGAAAACAGAGGAGCUUCAAUGUACGAGGGCUCUGAACCAACAAGAAAGGAUGGAUCAGUCCACAUCCAUCAUGGUUAUAAGAUCAAUCCAGAUGAGAGCAGCGAAAAUCCUACUGAUGGAGAAGGAAGCUCGAAGGGUGGAAAGUUCAAAGAUCUGCUGACAAAAGAAGAUCCAGCAAUGAAGGCAUAUAUCAACAGUAAUACACAAAGUGUCAAUAACUCGAUUUUGUUUGAAAGUUCACUAAACGAAAGAAGUCCUGGUGUACAGCUGCAUCUCUCUCAUAACGAUGAAGAACCCAGUGAGUACAGUGCUAAACCAGGUCCUCUCGAGACACACAAGGCUGAAUUCAAAGUCACCCCUGCUGAGAUGCUUACUCAUAACCGACAGUAAAAUGACGAUGCCUAUGAGGGCUCUUAUUGGAAUCAAGUGAUUCAGACCCUGAUAAUCCAGAAAAGCCUUGAAGACAUGGUUGUCGCUACAAUCGUGCGCAGGAGAGCAAAGAUAAGGAUAUAGGGGUUCUCUAACCAGGUAAAUGAUGGCCUGGUACUAUAAUCUACCACCAAAAACAUACAGUUUGUGCACAUGACAAUAAAAAUAUUUUACAGAAGUAAUAAUAAGGAUGCAAUAUCAUCUAUAAAGUCACGUUUAUGUAUAAUUCUUUUGCAUCAUAUGAUAAUGAAAUGUUUUGUUCACUGUA
Populus nigra (black poplar) is the source of this 1906-nucleotide messenger RNA. RefSeq names its product vegetative cell wall protein gp1-like. The coding region runs from base 1 to 1599 and encodes 532 amino acids. The record is from RefSeq and is a predicted model, not a curated record. Lineage: Eukaryota; Viridiplantae; Streptophyta; Magnoliopsida; Malpighiales; Salicaceae. The transcript has a single exon.